AUGCUCACCGCCAGCUACAUCUCCACGGUGGGCCAAGAGCACUGCCAACCAAUCCCAGAAGAUGGUGAGGUUGUAGCGUCUGGCCACAACUUGACAGCUGAGCAGCGCCCAGGCAUUACAAACCGGAAAACGUCAGUAGACCGCUUUCGAGCGUACCCAAGUCGUCCCACCGUCUUUCUAUGCGUACCCCCGCGACUCUCCAUCUUCACGGGCUGA
Messenger RNA from Plenodomus lingam JN3, 216 nucleotides. NCBI's taxonomy places the organism in Eukaryota, Fungi, Ascomycota, Dothideomycetes, Pleosporales, Leptosphaeriaceae. The record is from RefSeq and is a predicted model, not a curated record.